Messenger RNA from Gigantopelta aegis, 1506 nucleotides. RefSeq lists its product as uncharacterized. The record is from RefSeq and is a predicted model, not a curated record. The coding region runs from base 1 to 1506 and encodes 501 amino acids. NCBI's taxonomy places the organism in Eukaryota, Metazoa, Mollusca, Gastropoda, Neomphalida, Peltospiridae. Gene Ontology annotation, molecular function: GTP binding. The transcript has 3 exons.
AUGUGGAUUGUUACAAGAAACAGAGUACGUGUUCAAGGAUCAACACAGUUUCUGUACGAGAAGACAGUUAUGAUGAUUGGCGCAACCGGAUCUGGAAAAAGCACUCUCAUUGAAGGAAUGGUUAAUCAUAUUCUUGGAGUGAAAUGGGAAGACAAUUUCAGAUUUAAAAUCAUCGAUAUAAUGGCCGAUGAACGCGCACGGCACGGAAGGCAGACAGAGUCACAAACUGAUUGGAUUACAAGUUACCGGGUGCAUCCAAGACACAAAAAAGAUAGCUUUACUUUGAAUAUUAUCGACACACCUGGCUUUGGAGAUACACGAGGGAUUGAACAAGACCAGCAAUUGGUGGAGCAGAUUCGAGCUUUAUUCACAACGAAAGGUGUAAAAGGAAUAGAAACAAUAGAUGCAAUAUGCUUUGUCACGCAAGCUCCACUUGCCAGAAUGACAGCAACUCAAAGAUAUAUCUUCGAUGCAAUCCUGUCAAUAUUUGGAAAAGAUAUGGCAAACAACAUUGUUGCUAUGAUUACAUUUGCAGAUGGAAAAGAGCCACCUGUGCUGAAUGCAUUAACACAAGCCAGAUUUCCAUACAAAAAACACUUUGUUUUCAACAAUUCAGCACUUUUUGAAUCUAAUACAGAAGGGAAUUGCAGCAGAUUUGCAAGAAUGUUUUGGGAGAUGGGAUCCUCGAGUUAUGAUGCCUUUUUUAAAUUCUUAGGAACAAUGAAGACUCAGAGUCUACAACUGACAGCAGAAGUUCUUAACAAAAGAGACGAGCUGCAUACAACCAUCCAAGGUCUCGUGCCACAGAUUGAUAUUGCCCUUCAUGAACUUGCAAUCAUGAAGACAGAACGAAAUCUUGUAAACAAAUUUGAAAGGGAAAUAAAAGAUAACAAAAAUUUCCAAUAUGAGGCUGUAGAAUUUCACCAAACUCAGAUACCCUUACAACCAGGAGAAUAUGUGACCAACUGCACGUUUUGCCAUAUGACAUGCCAUUUUCCUUGUUAUAUCCCUAAAGACAAGAAUAAAUAUUACUGUGCAGCCAUGAACGACGGUAUUUGCAACAUUUGCCAAAAACACUGCUCAUGGGAUGUUCACGUGAACAAUGACUAUCGGAUAGAAGUCAAAAAAGUAACUGUAAAUAAGACGUACUCGGAAAUGAAAAUCAAAUAUGAAUUUGCAGAAAAAGAAAAGGUUUCGAAAGAGCAUCUCAUUCGUUCAAUUAAAAAGAAAUUCUUAAAAGUAAAGAGUACCGUAUACAGUAUGCUAACACGAGUACGUGACUGCGGCAACUACCUGAGACACAAUGCCAUAAAAGCAAAUCCACUGACUGAAGUGGAAUAUCUGGAUCUAAUGAUCGAGUCAGAACUGCAUAGUAAGAACUGUGGUUUUGAACAACGGAUAAGCAUGUUACGUAUGUUCAGAAAGCAAGCUGACCUCACUGAAAAUGCGGUACGUUUUGAUGACAUGAACAAAUUGAUGAAACAUAUGGGAUUUGAUGAUGAGUAG